AUAUUUUUCGUUAAUAAAAAACCCGGCUGAGAUACAACACAACUUAUGCCUGCGGUUCAGAGUCUUCCGUUGAGUAGAUCACUGGAUCUGGCUAUCCGGUACUGGUACUAGGAACAUCUUCACAAUAGAACCUCCUGAAAAUGUUGCGGAACAGGAAAGAAAUGCCGGGGUUGACCAGUGUUAGCAUCAUUAACAUGAUAUUCAUUGGCAUUUCACUGACACGUUCCAUCUCGUGUGAGGCAUCCAAUAUACUGGUAAACCCCCUCAUUGGCAAAGGUAGUCAUUUCUACCUCUCAGCUGCCAUUGGAGAACAACUCCUUACCCGGGGUCAUAACCUAACCUAUCUCGUCAGUAAUGCAUUCGAAGACCAUGUCAGGCAGAGUUGUUUUGGUGAGAUGUUCCACUAUGAAGUAUUUAAGCAUACAAUCCCCGUUGAGGACAUUCACCAGCUCUUUUAUAAUCUGAGCAGAUCAAUUUCUUCAAGAGGUCCAGGCAAUGAGUACAUGGUGAGUCGGAUAUUGUUUCAGACACAACAAAAUGACUGCAAUGCCAUAAUUGAAGACGAAAUCCUCAUGACCCGUCUUCGAUCUGCCGACUUCUCGUCACUAUUGUUCGACUCAACCUGGGUUUGCGGCGCAAUAAUCGCAGAGGUUCUCAAUCUUCCAUACUUUGCAGUCGUUCCCUAUCCCAGUCCUUGCUUCCACACAGCAAGUGAAGGUUCAGGCUUCAAUCCAGCCAUAGUACCGUCAAUAAUGACAGGUUUCUCCAGUGUCAUGUCUUUCAAAGAGCGCUUAUUCAACUCAUUGUCUUUCUUAAUUUACCAUAACUUGGGUAUACAAGUAACAUUAAAGCCUUACAGAACCCUAUGUGCCAAAUAUGGUUUACCCGACCCAUAUGAACUUAUAAAGAGGACAAAGAUGUGGUUUGUGAACAGCGAUUUUGUAGGAGAAUAUCCUUGUGCAUUACCACCUAAUGUCAUCCCAGUCGGUGGUCUUACAGCGAAGGAUCCUGAACAACUCCCAUCAGACAUAGAGUCCUUUAUCCAAGGGUCAGAAGAAGACGGUAUCAUCAUCUGUUCAUUUGGCUCAAUCCUGAUCCUUGACGAAUCAAACAUGGCACUUAUGAAGAUGUUUGUGGAUGCCUUCGCUAGGUUACCUCAAAGAAUCAUCUGGCUCUUGAAGACAUCUCCAUCCUUUCCAAUCCCGUCAAGUAUUAAGAUUGUCCCAUGGUUGUCUCAGAAUGAUAUCCUUGGACACCCUCAGACAAAAGCUAUUUUCUUUCACGGUGGUCACAACAGCUACUAUGAAGCUCUCUAUCAUGGUGUUCCUGCAGUCGUCAUGCCUAUCCUCGCAGACCAACAUGAUGUGUCAAGUAGAAUCGUAAACUUUGGAUUGGGACUCAAGUUGAAUAAAGACAUUAUAACAUCAGAUUUUAUCUACGAGGCACUACAUGAAGUGACUUCUAACAGCGCCUACUAUCAAACGGCCAAAAUGAUGUCGGCAAAUUUUCGGAAUCGGCCAAUGAAGCCUGCUGAACGGGCAGCAUUUUGGAUUGACCAUGCUAUCAAACAUGGUACUGACAAUCUUAAGUUAACUGGAGACUCUUUGAACAUUUUCCAAUACUACCUCCUCGACGUUAUAGUUUUUAUAUUUAUCUUAAUAUUUUUGUCUUUUUACUUUGCAAUCAAAUGCAUUAAGAUGACUUUUAGUAAAUUAUAUUGUUUUGUACAUAUUCCGACAAAGAAGAAAACUGAAUGAAGAACUAUCACGUUAAUUAAUGUUUACAGAUAUUCAACACUUCUAGAAUAUUAUUACAAGCCUCCUUUGUAUAUUUUGGUUCAUCAUCAUCAUCUGCUGUAAUCUUCAAAGGGCUCUGCAGCCUAUCUCGAAGAUGAAUGGAUAUGUCACAAUAAUGAAAUGUAAAAUAGCCUUAAAAACGGACAUACUGAAGCUUUUCGACAUGCACUCAUUGGAGUAAAAUCGCAUGAAUGACUAAAACACGAUAGAGCAAAACAAUACAUAACAGAACCGAAACCAGAUAAUGGACGCUAAAAUGGCGAGCCGUGAUUGCAUGCUGUCAAGUUAGGUACAAGUUACGCUUGGUAUAUUGAAAUGUGUAAAAUGCGCAAUAUAUUAGAGUGUAAUCAGUUUGUCAUGGAUAAACGUUAAUUCUUUUUUAAAUGCCAACCUUAGAGGCAUAUUAAUUAUGAUGAAUAUCUAUUCAUAAAGUAAUAAUAUCUGUACGGAUAGAGCAUCACUAUAGCGUUCUGGCAAAUACAUGACUCUUUGGUUGAAAAUUUUUCAUGUUCACAUGAAAACCAAAAGAAAUAUUCGACGUCACGGACGUACGAGAUAGAAAUUCUUGUUGAAGCACAAAUUUCCAGUUCUUCUUUAUUUUAAUAAAUACAAUUUUUUUUCCGACACUCGGCCUGCUGAUAAAUAGUGCAAAUAAUUAUCCAUGUCAGCACUUUCUAGGAAACAUAAUAAUAAUGAAGUUUGAAUAUGAGAAACCACGAUUGAGUUUCUAUUAUGGACUGACAGAAUGAGCAUGUUAGGGUGACAACAGCUUGUAAAAGGUGAUGGGGCAAUAAAAAGAGCGACAUAACAA
Molecule: messenger RNA, 2607 nt
Organism: Lytechinus pictus (painted urchin)
Lineage: Eukaryota; Metazoa; Echinodermata; Echinoidea; Temnopleuroida; Toxopneustidae
Product: UDP-glucuronosyltransferase 2C1-like
Exons: 2
Coding region: 141-1757 (538 amino acids)
Molecular function (GO): UDP-glycosyltransferase activity
Source: RefSeq, a predicted model, not a curated record